AUGCUUCUAUUUUCUUUCUUUUUUUUAAAUGAUGUCACGAGGGAUGAUAUUAAAAGGUUUAAUCGUCUCCUUCUUUCUUUUCGUCGCUUUCUCCUUAAACUUCUGACUCAUUUUAAGCAAUUUCCCUCUUGUUUGAUCGUUUGUUUCUUUGAUUCAUUUUUUCUUCUUUCUUUUCUUCCACUUCUCAUCUUUUUUUUGUUUAACUGUCAUCUUCUUCCAUUUUUCUUCUCCUCCUACUCCGCUACCCACAAUGCUUUGCUUUAUUCGAAUUAUUUCUUCUUCUGCUUCUUCUUUUGGCAAUUUCCCUUUUCUUUGUUUCUUUCUUUGAUUUAUUCCUUCUUCUUCUUCUUCUUCUUCUUCCUUCUUCUUCUUCUUCUUCUUCUUCUUCUUCUUCUGUUUAAUCGUCUUCUUCCAAUUUUCUUCUUCUACUCCUCUCCCUCCAACUCUUUGCUUUAUUCGAAUUAUUUCUUCAACUUUUUUUUUCUUAUAGUUAAGAGUCCAUUUUCUCACUUUUAUUUAUUGAAAUUAAUUGUUUUCUUCGACUUCUUUUUCUCUUUCGUUUAUCAUAAUUCUUUCUUAAUUUCUCAACAUUUUCUUCUCUCUCUCUCUCGCCUUCUUCAGUUCCUCCCAUUUGACUUCGUUCUCAGUCUUCUUCUUUUUCAUCUUCUUUUUCUCGUUUUGAUCCCAUCUUCGUCUUGGAUUGUUCUUUUUUCUUCUUUCGCCCUUCAUUCGCCUCCCACUUCUUUUGCACAUUGUCUCCAUUCAUUUCUGCUUCCACAUUUCCAUCUUCUUUUCUCUUACUACCACUCAAUCUGCAGUCACCAUUUCUUUUUCUCCACCCUUUUUCGAUUUAUCCUCCUUCUACUUCUUCUUCAGCUUCUCACACUUUGCAUUUUCUUUCCCACUUUCCACGUAAGAGCUUCCUCCUGCUUCCUUUAUCUUUAUUUUUCCUUUAUGCUUUUCUCUCCAUUCUUUUUUUCUCUUAACCCUUUUCUUUCUGCUUCUGUCAAGCUGUCUUCUCCUUCUUCUUCUUCUUCUUCCUCUUCUUCUUCUUCUUCUACUUCUUCUUUUUCUUCUUCAAGCUCUCUCACAUCUUCUACUUCCUCUUCUCUCUUAGUUAUUCGUCCAUACUCUUUUCCAUUCCAGCUUCCUCUGAAUUCAAACCAUUUCUUCUUUACUUCCUUAAGUCUCUUCAUCUUCCCCAUCUUCUUCGCGAACUUCGCCUCUUCCUUUACGUUCUUCUUCUUCUUCUUCUGCUAUUUUAUUUUGACUCCUUAUCCUUAA
Messenger RNA from Acanthosepion pharaonis, 1284 nucleotides. NCBI's taxonomy places the organism in Eukaryota, Metazoa, Mollusca, Cephalopoda, Sepiida, Sepiidae. The record is from the annotation of a GenBank genome assembly.